This is a messenger RNA of Stereum hirsutum FP-91666 SS1, 3806 nucleotides long. Its product is annotated as Pkinase-domain-containing protein. Gene Ontology annotation, biological process: protein phosphorylation. The transcript has 8 exons. The record is from RefSeq and is a predicted model, not a curated record. The coding region runs from base 33 to 3647 and encodes 1204 amino acids. Gene Ontology annotation, cellular component: nucleus. NCBI's taxonomy places the organism in Eukaryota, Fungi, Basidiomycota, Agaricomycetes, Russulales, Stereaceae. Gene Ontology annotation, molecular function: ATP binding; cyclin-dependent protein serine/threonine kinase activity.
UAGAAAGCCCCGAAUAGACAAUACAGCGCUGAAUGGGCUCGGGGUCUAAACGGACGGCGUCCAAAUCGCCUGAAACGUCCAGAGCUACGAAGAGGCACGCUUCGUCCUCACCGGAAGACGGUGAAGUCGAUGAUCUGCCUCCUACGCGUAAUGGGCGUGCGCGAAGUCGGUCUAGGAGUCGGUCACCGCUCGCGAUCAAGGAGAGACAGUCUUCUGCCGCCACAGCGGGCAAGCCUGAACCCACGAAGGUGAAGGUUCCGUUUCCUUUCAAGAAAAAGACAGCAGGUGGUGGAGGAGAUAGUGGGAGCAAUAGCGCGCGUGGAGACUCGGUUGGGAGGGAGAAGGAGGUGGAGAAGGGGAAGAAGGCUUCGUAUGAGCGGUCGAAGGAGGACGAGCGGUUGAUCGCGGAGAGGGAUAGAGAACGGGAGCGGGAGAGGGACAGAGGCGGAGACCGUAAGAGGAGCGGUGGCGCGCAGUCGAGGACGGACACGUAUAUCCCUGCGAAGACGGACGACCAUUGGGAGCCUUCAGCGUCUUCGAGUCGGGACAGGGACACCAGGAGCCACACCUCGAGGCACAGGGACCGUCCAGUGGAUCGUAACGGACGGGAUUAUGAGGAUAAAUCUUACCAGGAUCGCUCACGGCCUCGUUCUACGGCCUCUGGAGACUCGAGAGACUAUCCAUAUAACGACAAGGAGAGAGAAACGGACAGGAGUAGGGGACGGGGACGCUCCUCACGCUCAUCUCAUUCAACUUCAUUGUCACCAUCAUCUGCGUCUCCUUCAGUCUCCAGAACAAGACACCGACUUCCUGCACGUCCAGUCUCCCCAUCACCCACGCCACUAUCCUACUCCCCUGGACCGCCUCGCGAUUCUCGACGCGACCGUGUAUACGAGCGAGAUAACAGGGAGUACAGAAACAGUUAUAAUCCACGCCGAGGUUACCGCGAUGACGAUCCCAUCAAUAACUGGGCUCCGCGCGGACGCGACUCUCAUGCACAUUACCAUCGCGAACCACUAGACGACUACAAUAUUGACGACAACAGGUUCUACCGUUCAGGGUACGCCUCUCCUCGGUACGAUUAUCGCGACUACGACCGUGACUAUGAUCGGAGACGAGACGACUACCGAGCGUAUGACGGUCGUGGCAAUGGAUACACGAGCGACAAAUGGGGAAGCGAUCACUACGUCCCACAAUCUCCUCCUCGCGGUCCAGCCGCCUUGACUUCAGGACUCGUCUCACCUCCCGCCUCUCGUCCCACUCGAUCUACUCCACCUCCACCUUCCCCAGUCGUGCCACCUCCCGUCCAAGUCCCCUCUGUCCUCCCAGAAAAACAUGCCGCGGUCUCGAUCGCUUUGCCACCCAAGAAGCCACCACCGCCCGCACCUGCGGAUGUGCAUUCGCCACCGUCGAUGGCUUUGCCUCCAGCGCCUCCGCCGCCAAAGAAAGAGGCCGGAACUACCCCGAAGGUGGUGAAGGAGAAGGAGGAACAGGUUGUGGGUAGGAAGAGGAAGAGAGAGCCGGUACACCGACCAAGAGAGGAUGAACUGAGGGUUUAUGGGAGGAUGUUUGCGGGGUGUGGUAAGCAGGAGGACUACGACGUGACGACGAAGUUGGGCGAAGGAACCUUUGGAGAGGUACAUAAAGCUGUGCAGACAAGAACAGGGACAGCCGUCGCGCUGAAACGAAUAUUGAUGCACAACGAGAAGGAAGGCAUGCCCGUUACUGCGCUGCGAGAAAUCAAGAUCUUGAAGGCACUGAAACACCCAAAUAUCGUUCCGUUGCUGGAUCUGUUUGUCGUCCGGAGUAAAGGGCGAGAGUCUCCGUUGUCUGUUUACAUGGUUUUUCCGUACAUGGACCACGAUCUAGCCGGCCUGUUGGAGAAUGAGCGUGUCAAGCUUACUGUCAGCCAGAUUAAGCUCUACAUGAAGCAGCUCAUCGAGGGCACGGAGUACAUGCAUCGAAAUCAUAUCCUGCACAGAGACAUGAAGGCUGCCAAUCUCCUCAUCUCCAACACUGGUUCUUUGAAGAUCGCCGAUUUCGGUCUUGCGAGAUCUUUCGAUCCCCACUCGGCGACUAUGCCUGAGCAGUCGGAUGACCCAUACAUCAAGGCACGGAGGUAUACGAACUGCGUUGUCACGAGAUGGUAUCGACCUCCAGAAUUGUUGCUCGGAGCGAGGCAUUACGGUGGGGAGAUUGACAUGUGGGGUAUCGGGUGUGUCCUAGGCGAAAUGUUUGUUCGGCAUCCGAUCUUGGCUGGGACUUCCGACCUGGACCAGCUGGAGAAGAUCUGGCAGCUAUGUGGUACACCGACCCAGAUUUCGUGGCCGAAUUUCGACCUAUUGCCGGGGUGCGAGGGCGUCAAGCAUCAUGUUCAGCAUCCAAAGACCUUGCUCAAGGUCUUCGACGCAUAUGGACAAGAGACAUACGAUCUUCUGGACAAGUUGCUCACAUGUAAUCCGAGGGAUCGGAUCACAGCAAGCGAGGCCCUUGACCAUGACUACUUCUGGAGCGAUCCCUUGCCCGCUGACCCAAAAACCCUGCCUACGUACGAAGCGUCCCACGAGUACGACAAGCGUGGUCGGCGGCACCAACAGCAUGCCGAACAUCAGCGAAUGCAACAGAUGCAGCAACAACAGCAGCAGCAACAACAACAACAACAGCAUCACCAUCACCAUCAUCAGGCGCAGCAGCAGCAACGUCAACAAAUUCCUUCCAUGAACCCCAAUCCGCCCCCGCCUUUGACUCGAGGCCAGCCUUACGAACUGCCACCCAUCCAUCUCGGGCACGGUCCCGGUCCCCCUCCAAACCUUUAUUUCGGGCAGCCGAACGGCGCUCCACCACCGCCAGCCCCGAUGCCUUCCUCAUACCCACACGCCGCACCUCCGAUGCAACCUACGCAGAUGCAGCCACCUCAUUCUCUUCCUCCUCCCCCUCCUCAACAACAGUUCUACGGCCAAUAUCCUCCGGGCCCACCUCCCUCACAACAGCCGCAGUAUCCUCAACCUCCUCAGCCUGGAUAUGGCGAUAUUCCUUAUGCCCCGCCUCCGGGAGCGUACCCUCCGCCGCAACAAUACGCACCUCCAAUUCAACAGCACUAUGGACAGCCGCAGCCUCCACCGUAUGGUGUUCCUCCUCCCUCAGGUUAUGGCCCUGGGCCGAGUCCUCCGCCUGGUUAUCCACCGGUGCCGCCUUACCAGCAACAACCACAACAAGCACCUCCACCCCCGCCACCUUCUGGUUAUCCGCCUUAUUAUCCUCCGCCGCAACAUCAACAGCCUCCGCCUCCGCCACAGCAGAGUUGGGGACCACCUCAGGGUGGGUAUCAGCAGCCUCCGCCGCAUCAUCAUCAACAGCAGCAGCAGCAGCAGCAGUAUUGGGAUCGCCCGUCAGGCUUACCGCCGAAACCCUCUGUCGCUAUGGACGGGAGGAACAGAAGUGGAGGUGGUGGUCCUGGGUAUGACCAGCAUCAUCAUGGAGGCGGAGGAGGAGGAGGAGGAGGAGGAGGAGGUACGGAUAGGAGACAGGGGGGUAGUGGAGGGAGAGGUGGUCGUGGAGGUGGAGGUGGAGGUUAUCGGGAUGGCGGUGGUGGUGGGUAUUAUAAUGGGGGUGGGGGAGGUGGCGGUGGCGCGCUUAAUUAUGGGUGAUAUCGAAGGGUGGAUGUCGAUGUGUGAUGAAGGGUCUAGGGAUGAGAGUGUACGAGACGGCGACGGGAUGGCGGGUGAUUUGUCGUUGUUGUGUCUCUUUCUUGAUUCUGUAUCUUUGCUGUGCACAAUUGAUCUUGCUUUGCAGUGGCUUUCACAGGC